Messenger RNA from Loxodonta africana (African savanna elephant), 5021 nucleotides. RefSeq names its product zinc finger protein 805-like. NCBI's taxonomy places the organism in Eukaryota, Metazoa, Chordata, Mammalia, Proboscidea, Elephantidae. The record is from RefSeq and is a predicted model, not a curated record. Gene Ontology annotation, biological process: regulation of transcription by RNA polymerase II. Gene Ontology annotation, molecular function: RNA polymerase II cis-regulatory region sequence-specific DNA binding; DNA-binding transcription factor activity, RNA polymerase II-specific.
UGCAGCCACAUCGGCGGGGGCGGGACUUCCUGCUCCUCCGUAGAGUUCGCCAUUUGCCUGUGGCGAUCCCGUGUUUGCCGGCUUUGAAACCCUGAGGCUAGUUCAGUGCUGCUUCCCAGCCCUCUCUUCCAGACCCAGCCCCUAUGUUCCAGUCGUGAACCCCGGUAACGGGUUGCUCCUGGCGCCCGACCAGGCCACGAGCUCUCCGGGACUCCACACCGCCCUUCAUCCCCGCAGUUGCCAAGGGCGGCGCCCAGGGCCUGGUGCGACUUUCACUCGGGGAGACUGAGGCCCGGAGGGCGACAGUUGGCCGAGGUCCCCCAGCCAAGGCAGUGCAGGGUGGGGUCGGCGGGACCCGUCCCGGCCGCCCCCCUGUUCAGGCACUGCCCUCCUCACAGGGUCCCACGAUGGCGGCGGCGCUGAUGGACUCGGCCCAGGUGUCUGUGACCUUUGAGGACGUGGCCGUGACCUUCACACAGGAGGAGUGGGGGCAGCUGGACCUGACCCAGAGGAGCCUGUACCAGGAGGUGAUGCUGGAGAACUGUGGGCUGCUGGUCUCUCUGGGGUGUCCUGUGCCCAAACCAGAGCUGAUCUACGAGCUGGAGCUCAGGCAGGAGCUAUGGGCUGUGAAGAAAGACCUGUUCCAAAGCACCUUUCCAGGGGAUAAAGCAAAACUUGAGAACACAGAGCCAACUGCACCUGAGCCGGCUUUGUCUGAGGGACCAUCAGACCAGGGACAACUGACACUGGGAGCCUCCAGGGACUCCCAUUUGGGGCGAGACAGGAAUCAGGAGGGGCCGCCAGAAAUACAGGACCAGCACUCAAGGCCGGGGAUAAAUCCCCAGAAAGUGCAGUUUCCUGGGAAAAUGAACAUGGAACAUGAUGGGAUGGGGACAGAUGAUGGUGCAUAUUCAAGAAUUCUUCAGGAGCGAGUCUCCCCAGGCCAUGCUGUCCAUGAUGGUAACUCAUGUGGACCAGCUAAAGAUGCCAUGACUCAUGAAGAGAGACACCCCUAUGUAUGCAAGGAAUGUGGCAAAGUGUUUAACAAAAAACGUCUCCUUGCUCAACAUGAGCGAAUUCACUCUGGAGUGAAGCCCUAUGAGUGCACAGAGUGUGGGAAGUUCUUUAGAAAGAGCACGUAUCUCCUUCAACACCACAUGGUCCAUACAGGGGAGAAACCCUACGGGUGCACAGAGUGUGGGAAGGCCUUCAACCGCAGGUCACACCUUACGCAGCACCAGCGGAUUCACAGUGGAGAGAAGCCAUAUAAGUGCAGUGAAUGUGGAAAGGCCUUCACCCACCGCUCCACUUUUGUCUUGCACAAGAGGAGCCACACUGGAGAAAAACCAUUUGUUUGCAAAGAGUGUGGAAAAGCCUUUCGUGAUCGGCCAGGCUUUAUUCGACACUACCUCAUUCACAGUGGAGAGAAUCCCUAUGAGUGCUUCGAGUGUGGGAAGGUCUUCAAACACAGGUCAUACCUCAUGUGGCACCAGCAGACUCACACUGGGGAGAAGCCCUAUGAGUGUAGUGAGUGUGGGAAAGCUUUCUGUGAGAGCGCAGCCCUCAUUCACCACUACAUCAUCCACACUGGGGAAAAGCCCUUUGAGUGCACGGAGUGUGGGAAGGCCUUUAAUCACAGGUCAUACCUCAAGAGGCACCAGCGGAUUCAUACCGGGGAGAAGCCCUAUGUGUGCAGUGAAUGUGGAAAGGCUUUCACUCACUGCUCUACAUACAUCUUACAUAAAAGGGCCCACACUGGGGAAAAACCUUUUGAGUGCAAAGAGUGUGGGAAAGCCUUUAGCAGUCGGGCUGACCUCAUUCGACACUACACCAUCCAUACUGGAGAGAAGCCCCAUGAGUGCAUUGAGUGUGGGAAGGCCUUCAGCCGCAGAUCUGGCCUCACGAGACACCAGCGGAUUCACAGUGGAGAGAAGCCCUAUGAGUGCAUCGAAUGUGGGAAAACUUUCUGUUGGAGCACAAAUCUCAUUCGACACUCUAUCAUCCACACUCGAGAGAAGCCCUAUGAGUGCAGUGAAUGUGGGAAGGCCUUCUGUCGCAGCUCAUCCCUUACGCAGCACCAAAGGAUUCAUACUGGGAGAAGUCCUAUCACUUGCACAGAGUGUGGAAAAACAUUUAGCAAGAGCAAAAACCUCAUUCAACACAUCAAGGUCCAUGCUGGGGAGAAGCCCUAUGAGUGCACAGAGUGUGGGAAGGCCUUCAGCUUCAGGUCACGCCUUACACGGCACCAGCAGUUUCACACUGGGGAGAAGCCCUAUGAGUGCACAGAGUGUGGGAAGGCCUUCAGCCACAGGUCAAAACUCACAGAGCACCAGCGGAUUCACACUGGGGAGAAGCCCUAUGAAUGUACAGAGUGUGGGAAAGCCUUCAGCCACAGGUCAAAACUUGCACAGCACCAGCGAAUUCACACUGGGGAGAAGCCCUAUGAGUGCACAGAGUGUGGGAAGGACUUCAGCCACAGAUCAAAACUUGCAGAGCACCAGCGGAUUCACACUGGGGAGAAGCCCUAUGAGUGCAUGGAGUGUGGGAAAGCCUUCACCCACAGAUCACAACUUGCACAGCACCAGCAGAUUCACACUGGGGAGAAGCCCUAUGAGUGCAUUAAGUGUCCAAAGGCCUUCAGCCGUAGGUCCCAACUUACACGGCACCAGCGGAUUCAUACUGGGGAGAAGCCCUUUGAGUGCACUGAGUGUGCAAAGGCCUUUAGCUGUAGGUUCCAACUUACACAGCACCAGCGGAUUCACACUGGAGAGAAGCCCUAUGAGUGCACAGAGUGUGGGAAGGCCUUUAGCUUCAGGUCACACCUUACAAGGCACCAGCAGUUUCACACUGGGGAGAAGCCCUAUGAGUGUAUCGAGUGUGGGAAGGUCUUCAGCCACAGGUUACAACAUGCACAGCACCAGCGAAUUCACACUGGGGAGAAGCCCUAUGAGUGCAUUGAGUGUGCAAAGGCUUUCAACCGUAGGUCCCAACUUACACGCCACCAGCGGAUUCACACUGGGGAAAAGCCCUAUGAGUGUAUCAAGUGUGCAAAGGCCUUCAGCUGUAGGUCCCAACUUACACAGCAUCAGCGGAUUCACACUGGGGAGAAGCCCUAUGAAUGCACAGUGUGUGGGAAGGCCUUCAACCAAAAGGCACACCUUAUAAAGCACCAACGGAGUCACACCGGGGAGAAGCCCUAUGAGUGCAGUGAAUGUGGAAAGACUUUCGCCCACUCCUCCACUUUAGUCCGGCAUAAAAGGAACCACACGGGAGAAAAACUCUUUGGCAAGAAGUGUGGGAAAGCCUUUCGUGAUCAGCCAGCCUUAUUUGAACGCUACAGGAUCCACACUGGAGAGAAGCCCUGUGAGUGCAGUGAGUGCGAGAAGGCCUUCAACCGCAAGUCAUACCUCACUCAGCACCAAAGGAUUCAUACUGGGAGAAGCCCUAUCAGUGUGACAGAUGUGGGAAGACCUUUCAGGAGUGGGACCUCAGUCAACAUUCAAGGUCUUCUAUUGGGGUUGGAUUUUUUAAAUGUAAUCACUGAAGAAAAUCUUUGGUCACAGGAUCCAUUUUACUUAGCAUCUAAUCAUUCAUGCCAAAGAGAAAGCUCAGAAGUAUCAUCCCUGUGAGGAAGUGUUCUGUCACCAAUCAUUGCCAUCCAAGGGUCAUAUUAGAAAUUGACCCACAUAGAGUCUGACCGUAUAUCUCAAAAUUCAUCCAGGAGAGAGACACAGUGGUCACUGUUCACUUAGGAAAGCAUUCAGCCACGUCUUUAUUAGUUCCCUCUGCAUUGUUAUCUCAGGAAUAGUUAAACCAAGAAUGAGAAGGCAACAGAGACAUAGAAAAGAAAAAGAAAUGGAAACAAUAUAUAUUUUUUCAGAAUUCCUAGCCAAGCUUAUUACAAUUUGUCAUUGAUUCCUUUUUUGAAGGUAUGGGAGUGUUGUUUCAGAGGUUAAAGGGCCUCACCCUGUUAUACAUUCACUGCUAUCCAGUGCCAGUGGAAUUUGUCAGUUGAGUACAGGUCUGAAAUAUGAAGGCUUAAGUUAUGAAAUACUUUCCACAUACAAUAUGGUACACAUACAAAUGGCAUAUUUUAAGAAAUCUGAUUUCUUCAUGUAGUUCUAAUUUGUCAACAGUCAUACUUUUUUUAGUCCCACUUUAUCGUUUUGUUUUUUGCCUUCUGUGGCAAGUAGAUGACAGUGGAGCUGUGUGACUUUCCCAGGUGUGUCCUAAUUCUUUUGUCUCACUGAGAUUCCUCAACUUCUCAUUCUUCUGUAGAUAAACUUCUCCAAGUCUACCUCGACAGUUUUCUAGGGGUUGAAUUACAACUAAGACAAAAUAAAACACAUAGCUAAAUUAAGUUAAAGGAUCAUGAUGAACUCUGAAAAAACAUGGAGAAAGAAUCUUAUUUUUUUAUCUUAUAAAAGAUUGUGUGAACACUUUGAUGGAUAUAGAAGUGGAAAAACUAAUCCUCAGUUCUAUGUGGAAAGUCAGUUCUAUGUGGAAAGACAGGAUACCUCAAAUAGCCAAAACGAUUUUGAAGAAGAAGAACAAAGUAGGACACUUCACACUUCCUAACUUCAAAAUGUAUUAUACAGCUAAAGUAGUCAAACAGACUGGUACUGGUUUAAUGAUAAGACAUAUAGACCAAUGGAACAGAAUUUAAAAAACCCGGAUAUAAAUCCAACCAUCUGUGGUCAAAUUGUUGUUUGAGAAGGGAUCCAUAUAUACAGAAACUAAUAUUUAUUAGUGGUUAUCAGGCAUGAGGAGUGAGGCAGGGAUUCACUCUCUAAAUAGUAGACACUUGUUAUUUUUGGUGAUGGGAAAGGUAACACCAAGUGGGAGUGAAGUGAACACAGCAUGAGAAAGGUAAAUGAUGUCACAAAAAUGUACAGAAGAAAAAAGGACCUCUUGGUAACUGCUAUGGCAUGUGUAAUUUUGAAUCAAAAGCAAAAACAACCAAAAAAUAUAUGUGCAGGUAUAUAUGCAUGAAUGUAGGCAUAAAUGUGUAUAUGUGAGAA